GAGGAGCGCGCCCAGCAAAAUGGAGGCGUCGCCGGCGUGAUUGAUGCGAGUGACCCUCGGCCAGGUCCGCAUGAACCUCCGCCGGCAGCCCUGAACCAGAAGCCCCAGGGAGAUGACGAACGAGUCGGGGGCAGACAAGGAGGCGCGCAGGGGCAAACUCUCUCCCGGCGACACCCGCCACACCCUCCAUGGGGCCGCGGGAGACAGGUGCCACUCCUCCGCGCCCGCGCAGCCCUCACACUCCGCCUCAGCCUCCGCCGCGCCCGGUGCCAUGUUCCCCUACCCGAGCCAGCACGGAGCCGCCUUCUCCAUCGGCGGCGCCCCCGGCCGCUACGUGCACGCGCACCACCACCACCACCACCCGGUCCUGGCCAACGGAGCCUACAGCGGCCUGCUGGGCGCCUCGCCGCCGCCCGCCUACCCGCCGGCCGCCGGCUACCCGUCGUACGCGCCGCAGUACGGACACGCGUACCAGGGCGCCGCCUUCUACCAGUUCUCCCCGGCCCAGGCGGCGCCCGGCAAGGCGCAGGUCUACCUGUGCAACCGGGCCCUGUGGCUCAAGUUCCACCGGCACCAGACGGAGAUGAUCAUCACCAAGCAGGGGAGGCGGAUGUUCCCCUUUUUAAGCUUCAACAUUUCCGGCCUGGACCCGACGGCGCACUACAACAUUUUUGUGGACGUGAUCCUGGCGGACCCCAACCACUGGCGCUUCCAGGGGGGCAAGUGGGUCCCCUGCGGCAAGGCGGACACCAACGUAGUCGGGAACCGGGUCUACAUGCACCCGGACUCCCCGAACACAGGUGCGCACUGGAUGCGUCAGGAGAUCUCCUUCGGCAAGUUGAAGCUGACCAACAACAAAGGUGCCUCCAACAACACGGGCCAGAUGGUGGUCCUGCAGUCCCUGCACAAGUACCAGCCCCGGCUCCACGUGGCGGAAGUCAACGAGGACGGGACGGAGGACAGCAGCCAGCCCGGCAGAGUCCAGACUUUCACUUUCACUGAGAGCCAGUUCAUCGCCGUCACGGCCUACCAGAACACUGACAUCACGCAACUGAAAAUCGAUCACAAUCCGUUCGCCAAAGGAUUUCGGGACAACUAUGACACCGUGUACACGGGCUGCGACCUGGAGCGCCUGACGCCCUCGCCGGGGGAGUCCCCGCGGGCGCAGGUCCUGCCGGGCCACCGCUACAUGGCCAGCCCCUUCCUGCAGGAGCAGUUCGUCAGCACGUACGCCAAGUCCCGCUUCCACCAUCACGGCGUGGUCGGCCCGGCGGCUGGCACGGAGCUGGCCGUGCCCCUGGGCAACAGCUUGCUGUCCGCCCCGCAGCAGAGCGAGGAGGCCCCCAUGGGCGGCCCCCCGCAGCGAUGGUUCGUGUCCCCCGCCAACAACCGACUGGACAUCGCCGCCUCGGCCUACGAGGCCGCGGACUUCGCGGGCAACGCGGCCACCUUGCUGUCGUACGCGGCGGCCGGAGUGAAGGUGCCCCUGCCCGCCGCCGGCUGCUCCAACCGGGCCCUGGGCUACUACUCGGAGCCCCCUGGCUGGGGCGGGCGCUCGCCGCCUCAGUACUGCUCCGUGGGCGGCAAGGCGAGCUCGGUGUUCCCGUGCUGGGCCGCCAACUCCAUCGGCAGCAGGAGCAACUGCGUGGCCGAGGACGGAGACUCCAUGCCGGGCCUGCGCUCGCCCGUCGGCUCCGAGGACGCCGCCAAGGCCAAGGACGCCACCUCCGAGUCCAGCUGGAUCGAGACGCCGUCGUCCAUCAAGUCCAUCGACUCCAGCGACUCUGGCAUCUUUGAGGCGGUCAAACGCCGGAGACUCUCGCCGUCCUCCACCCCGCUCUCCGACACCGUGUCCCCGCUCAAGUCCGACGUCUUGACCCCCGCAGACGCCGACAAGAUCUGCCACAAGGACGCGGCGUACUACGCCUUCUAUCCCAGGUGCAGUACCAGACAUCACCAGCAGGGGGCAGUAGCUGCACAUGUUUUCAUGUCAGGAGCUCGCGUUCAUCCUCCCAAAGGUCAGUCCGGGUCAUCAGUCAUUAGUCAGUGUGCACACACAUCUACAUCCAGCAGGACAGGACCUGGACCCAUGGACUCCCAGCAGGACCAGGACGUGCAGGACCAGGACGUGCAGGACCAGGUCUUGCAGGACUUGCAGGACUUGCAGGACCAGGACUUGCACUUGCAGCCGCUGCUACACUCGCGGGAUGAUGAUGAUGAUGAUGAUGAAGCUGUGGUGGACAGAGGAGGAAUGCGCUUCCAACAAAAUACCAACUUUGAACAGGAAGAUCUUGAAGGACACAGGACUCUGUACAUCGGGGUCCACGUCCCUCUGGGCAGCACCAGGCAGCACAGUCAUCGCAGGAAUCGUCACCAUGGCAACAAGCACAGACGGAGGAGCAGAGAGCGAGUACACACCCUGCUGGAGGGCCCAGACUCUCCUCUCUACGACACUCCCUCGCAGAGAGUCCACCUUCUUCUGGGCGCAGAGGAUGAGGACGAGGAGCAUCUUCCUCACGACCUCUUCACGGAGAUGGAUGAGAUCUUUGUGAGGGAGGGGGGCCAGCUGGAGUGGCGGGAAAGUGCCAGGUGGUUGAAGUUUGAGGAGGACGUGGAGGACGGAGGUGAGCGGUGGAGCAAACCUUACGUGGCCACGCUGUCGCUGCACAGCCUGUUCCAGCUGCGAGGUUGCAUCAUCAACGGCACCGUGCUGCUGGACAUGAGGGCCCACACCCUCACUGACAUAGCAGACAUGGUGUUGGACCAGCAGGAGUUGUACUCCCCGCUGGGUGAGGAGCUGAGAAAGAAGGUGCAUGAGACUCUGCUGAAGCGCCACCAUCACCAGAACCAGAAGAAGCUGACCAAGCGUCUUCCCAUCAUGCGCUCUCUGGCUGACAUGAGUCGACGGGCCUCAGACGUCCACCUGGACAAGAACGGUCAGAUGACAUCAUCGCAGUGUCAUUUAGCAGCUCCAGAUGGGAAAGAGGACGCCAGCAGAGAAAACACUUCUGUGGAUUUAAGCAAGACGGAUCUUCACUUCAUGAAGAAGAUCCCCCCAGGUGCUGAGGCGUGCAACGUACUCGUGGGGGAGUUGGACUUUCUCAACAAACCCGUGGUGGCUUUCGUCCGACUCUCACCAGCAGUUCUUCUCUCCGGACUGGCUGAAGUCCCCAUCGCCACAAGGUUUCUCUUUAUUCUCUUGGGACCACCUGGAAGAGGUCCUCAGUACCACGAGAUAGGAAGGUCCAUCGGUACCCUCAUGACAGACGAGGUGUUCCAUGACGUGGCCUAUAAAGCCAAGGACCGGAAUGAUCUGAUCGCCGGGAUUGACGAAUUCCUGGAUCAGGUCACGGUCCUGCCACCAGGAGAGUGGGAUCCCUCCAUUAGAAUAGAACCACCCAAGAAUGUUCCUUCCCAGGAGAAGAGAAAGAAAAACCCUGUACUGAAUGAGUCUAGUGAGGGUGAUGAAGAGGACCAUGGAGGCCAUGGAGGUCCUGAGCUGCAGAGAACUGGGAGGUGGUUUGGCGGUCUGAUUCUGGACAUCAAGCGCAAAGCUCCACACUACGUGUCAGACUACACGGAUGCAUUUAGUCUGCAGUGUGUGGCCUCCUUCCUCUUCCUCUACUGUGCCUGCAUGUCCCCUGUCAUCACCUUCGGAGGACUUCUGGGAGAGGCAACAGAAGGACGCAUAAGCGCAAUCGAGUCACUUUUUGGAGCCUCGCUGACGGGCAUAGCUUAUUCCUUGUUUGCUGGACAGCCGCUCACCAUUCUGGGCAGCACCGGCCCGGUGCUGGUUUUUGAAAAGAUACUAUUCAAAUUUUGCAAGGAGUACGGCCUGUCCUAUCUGUCCCUCAGGACCUGCAUCGGUCUGUGGACGGCCUUCCUCUGCAUGGCCCUGGUGGCCACGGACGCCAGCGCCCUGGUUUGCUACAUCACGCGCUUCACGGAGGAGGCCUUCGCCUCGCUCAUCUGCAUCAUCUUCAUCUACGAGGCCCUGGAGAAGCUGCUCACCCUGGGGGACUACUACCCCUUCAACAGGAACAACCAGCUGGAGAAGCUCACCUUGUACUCAUGUUCCUGCGUGGAGCCCUCCGACCCCACCAACACCACCCUGAAGUACUGGGAGUUCAACAACAUCACGGCCUCGGAGAUCUACUGGGAAGCCCUGGAGGUCCAGGACUGCGUGGAGAAGCGCGGGGAGUUUGUGGGCAGGGCCUGCAGCGUGAGGGGCCCCUACGUUCCUGACGUGCUCUUCUGGUGUGUCAUCCUCUUCUUCUCCACCGUCUUCAUGGCCGCCUUCCUCAAGGAGUUCAGGUUCAGCAACCACUUUCCCACCAAGGUGAGGUGUGUGAUUAGUGACUUUGCAGUUUGCAUCACCAUCUUCACCUUGGUCCUGGUGGACUACGCCUUCGGGAUCCCUUCUCCCAAACUGAAGGUGCCCAGCGUCUUUAAGCCAACCAGAGACGACCGAGGCUGGCUCAUCAACCCCCUGGGACCAAACCCCUGGUGGACCGUCAUCAUAAGUCUGUUCCCAGCUCUGCUGUGCACCAUCCUGAUCUUCAUGGACCAGCAGAUCACAGCGGUCAUCAUCAACAGGACGGAGCACAAACUGAAGAAAGGCUGUGGCUACCACCUGGAUCUGUUCAUGGUGGGCCUGAUGCUGGGCGUGUGCUCGGUGAUGGGCCUGCCCUGGUUUGUGGCGGCCACCGUGCUCUCCAUCACGCACGUCAACAGCCUGAAGCUGGAGUCUCAGUGCUCGGCGCCCGGGGAGCAACCCAAGUUCCUGGGCAUCAGGGAGCAACGCUUCACUGGACUCAUGAUCUUCACCCUCAUGGGCUGCUCCGUCUUCAUGACCUCUGUGCUCAAGUACAUUCCCAUGCCGGUGUUGUACGGUGUCUUUCUCUACAUGGGAGCCUCUUCUCUCCGAGGAAUACAGUUCUAUGACCGGCUGAGACUGUUCAGCAUGCCCGCCAAGCACCAGCCAGACCUGGUCUACCUGCGCCACGUCCCCCUGAGGAAGGUGCACCUGUUCACACUCAUCCAGCUCAGCUGCCUGCUGCUACUCUGGAUCAUCAAGACCUCCAAGGCGGCCAUCGUCUUCCCCAUGAUGGUGUUAGCGCUGGUCUUCAUCAGGAAGCUGUUGGACUUUAUCUUCACCAAGCGAGAGCUGAGCUGGCUGGACGACCUCAUGCCCGAGAGCAAGAAGAAGAAGCUGGAGGAUGCCGAUGAGGAGGAAGAGCAAAGCAUCCUAGCGGAGGAAGAGGCUGUCCUGCAAGUGCCGUUGGAGCGCUGCACAGGGUUACCUGUCAUCAACAUCACAGAUGAGAUGUCCAAAGGUUCUUUUGGAAACAUGUGGAACACCACCAGUUAAAAUCCAACAUUUUACAGUAAGAGACUUUUACAGUAGUGACUUGUAAACACAAACAUCAUCAUCAACGUCUUGUUGAAGAAAUCAUGUCAAUCAAAACCAGGCAGAUAGAAUUACGUCUUGUGUUUUUAUGAUCAAUUCCGGUUUCUUUUAGAUACAUUUUUUAUGUUAGAAAUAUCCAGUCAACA
Molecule: messenger RNA, 5556 nt
Organism: Nerophis lumbriciformis (worm pipefish)
Lineage: Eukaryota; Metazoa; Chordata; Actinopteri; Syngnathiformes; Syngnathidae
Source: RefSeq, a predicted model, not a curated record